AGAAUCCAGGAUGCUGGAGCGCGUGUGUGUUGCUCGCGCGUGGGGGUUGAAGCGAAGACGCGUGAGCGAGGCGACCAGCGAGAAUUCCGCUGUACGAGAGAGGAAGGAGUUGCCACUCAGUAAUGGACGCCAGUAAAGGUAAAGGGGAUCAAGGGAUGCAGAACCCAGGUGGGCAAAUGGACAGACCUGUCAGCUUCCACUUCUUGGAAAGCAUGCUUCCCAAAGCAGUGAAGAGGCGAGUGCAUGCCUUGAAAAGGCUACAGGUGCAGUGUGCUAACAUAGAAGCAAAGUUCUACGAGGAAGUCCAUGAGCUAGAGAGGAAGUAUGCUGCCCUCUACCAGCCUCUGUUUGACAAGAGAAGAGAUAUUGUCACAGGAACAGUGGAACCCACAGAUGAGGAGUGUGAGUGGCACAGUGACAGAGAGGAAGAGGAGGAGCUAGCUGAGGAAGUAAAGGAAAAAGCUGCAAUUGAGGAUGCAAAGAAAGAGGAAGCCACGCCAGAGGAAGACCCAAAAGGCAUCCCUGAGUUCUGGCUCACCAUAUUCAAGAGUGUGGACAUGCUCAGUGACAUGCUACAGGAGCACGAUGAGCCCAUCCUAAAGCACCUGAAAGAUAUUCAAGUCAAGUUUUCUGAACCAGGACAGCCAAUGAGUUUCACAUUAGAGUUCCACUUUGAGCCCAAUGGUUACUUCAACAACGCAGUCCUCACUAAAGUCUACAAGAUGAAAUCAGAACCUGAUGCCUCAGACCCUUUCUCAUUUGAGGGGCCAGAGAUCAUUGACUGUGAAGGCUGUCAAAUAGAUUGGCACAAGGGGAAGGAUGUGACAGUGAAAACUAUUAAGAAGAAGCAGAAGCAUAAAGGCCGCGGCACAGUUCGCACUGUUACCAAACAGGUCCCCAACGACUCUUUCUUCAACUUCUUUAAUCCCGUCAAAGCUUCACCAGAUGGAGAAAUGGACGAAGACUCUGAGUACACUCUAGCCACAGACUUUGAGAUUGGUCAUUUCUUCCGUGAGAGAAUAGUUCCCAGAGCAGUGCUGUAUUUCACUGGGGAGGCCCUGGAAGAUGACGAGAGUUUUGAAGAGGAGGAGCUGGAAGAGGGAGACGAAGAGGAGCAAGAUGAGGAGGGUGAUGAUGACGACGAUGAGGGAGACUUUGACCCCAUGAAAGAACAGCAGCAGCCUGCCGAAUGCAAACAGCAGUAACCGUGGUGAUCAGGGGAGAUGGAGACCUGCUGUCAGUCAAUUCAGUUCUUAGCCAAUCAGCAAGUCCUCCUACUCUUGCAGGCUCCGCCCUUUUAUGAACUCUCACCUGAACGCAAUAGAACGCAAACCAAACUGCGUUUUUAUUAUGUGCAUGACUUCUUCUUUUUUCUUUUGUUUCUUUUGUCUUGCGCCCAUCUCACCCACCCCCCUCCCUUUUUUUUUUAAUUUGGCUUCAUUCAAACUCAAAGCAGGAAGUGACUUGACUCUAAUUGAAAUACCAUGGCAUCACAUAGGGACAGUGUUGUUCUUCUUCAGUAAGGUGGAGUAGGUUACUACUGCCAAAAAAAAAAAAACUCAGAAAAUCAUCAUCUGUGAAAAAGAUAA
This is a messenger RNA of Toxotes jaculatrix (banded archerfish), 1589 nucleotides long. RefSeq names its product nucleosome assembly protein 1-like 4a (gene nap1l4a). Bases 123 to 1205 code for a protein of 360 amino acids. Gene Ontology annotation, biological process: nucleosome assembly. Lineage: Eukaryota; Metazoa; Chordata; Actinopteri; Toxotidae. The transcript has 14 exons. Gene Ontology annotation, molecular function: histone binding; chromatin binding. The record is from RefSeq and is a predicted model, not a curated record. Gene Ontology annotation, cellular component: chromatin; nucleus.